Aureobasidium pullulans EXF-150 is the source of this 1536-nucleotide messenger RNA. Its product is annotated as putative farnesyl-diphosphate farnesyltransferase. Gene Ontology annotation, molecular function: squalene synthase [NAD(P)H] activity. The record is from RefSeq and is a predicted model, not a curated record. The transcript has 3 exons. Gene Ontology annotation, biological process: ergosterol biosynthetic process; farnesyl diphosphate metabolic process. NCBI's taxonomy places the organism in Eukaryota, Fungi, Ascomycota, Dothideomycetes, Dothideales, Saccotheciaceae. Bases 1 to 1536 code for a protein of 511 amino acids. Gene Ontology annotation, cellular component: endoplasmic reticulum membrane.
AUGCCCAGCAUCGGCAGCAUUGUCUACUACGGCACCCACCUUGGGGAGCUGAGAAACAUCAUCCAAUGGAAACUCUGGCACGAUGCCGUCCACGAGCGCGACGAGUCCAAGGAGAGCGCUGAGCUAAAGGAGUGCUUCAAGUACCUCAAGAUGACCAGCCGCAGUUUCGCUGCCGUUAUCCAGGAACUUCACCCCGAGCUGCUCGUCCCCGUCUGCCUCUUCUACCUCAUCCUCCGCGGCCUCGACACAAUUGAGGACGACAUGACCAUCCCCUUCGAGACAAAAGAGCCCCUGCUUCGCGACUUCCACAACAUCCUCGAGCAAGACGGUUGGAACUACACUGGCAACGGCCCCAAUGAGAAGGACCGCGAGCUCUGCGUUCACUUCGAUGUAGUCGUGGCCGAGUUCAAGAAGAUCAAGCCUGAAUACAAGGUCAUCAUCAAGGACAUUACGGAUCGCAUGGGUAAUGGCAUGGCCGACUACGCAAAGAUGGCCGACGAGGGUGGCGCUCAAAAGGUCGAGACUAUCAAGGAGUACUACAAGUACUGCCACUACGUUGCCGGUCUGGUCGGCGAGGGCCUGACCCGUCUGUUUGUCGAGGCCAAGCUGGCCAACCCUGCCCUUUUGGAGCGCGAGGAUCUACACGAGUCAAUGGGACAAUUCCUGCAACAAACAAACAUCAUUCGUGACAUCCGCGAGGACCACGAGGACAAGCGCUACUUCUGGCCCCGUGAGGUGUGGUCCAAGCACGUGGACCAGUUUGAGGACCUUUUCCUACCCGAGAACAAGGAGAAGGCUUUGGCUUGUAGUUCCGAGAUGGUUCUGCUUGCUUUGCGACGUGCCGAUGACUGUCUGUUCUACCUGGCCGGACUCAAGGAGCAGAGUGUCUUCAACUUCUGCGCAAUUCCGCAAACAAUGGCCAUCGCAACACUCGAGCUUUGCUUCCAGAACCCAACCAUCUUCGAGAAGAACGUCAAGAUCACAAAGGGCUCGGCAUGCAGACUCAUGGUCGACAGCACGCAAAACCUCCAGGUGGCAUACGACGUGUUCAAGCGUUAUGCCCGUAUUAUUCACAAGCGCAACAACCCGCAAGACCCCAACUUCCUCGAGAUCAGUCUUGCAUGUGGAAAGAUUGAGCAAUUCAUCGAAUCCAUCUUCCCUUCGCAAACUGCUGCCACCUACCGCCAGGGCGCUGUUGCUGCCCCUGCAGUCAAUGACAAAGGCACAACCCUUACACCUGAGGAGCAGGAGAGGAAAAAGACGCAAGAGGCUCAAGACAAGGAGGAGUUCUUCUACAUCAUGCUGGCUGUCGGAGCCACGCUGUUUGUCAUUACCUCUAUUAUGUUCUUCACCGCUUGGAUGAUGGGCGCACGCUUUGACAUUGCCUGGCAACAGCUUCGCAGCGGUAACAUCUGGGCUCCCAAGACCACAGAUGAGGCUCUUGACGCUCGUGAUGCCUUCGAUGCUGUAAAGUCGACUGUUACAGCAACUGUCAAGGCCGUCACAUCAAGUGUCGUCUCUCACGGCGAACUUUAA